GAUUGACUUUUAUGUUAAUUGUUACGGGUGAUUGUUACGUUACAUUUUUAUCUAAACAAGGAUCAAUAAUCGCACUCGUUAUUCAAGAUGACUUCAUCUGUUGGCGAUGAUUGGUUAAUUAUCGGAAUUUUACACGCUCGUUAUAAAACUUGCACAUUUUGCUUUUUUAUUGACUUUUGUAAUUAACGUUACAUCGGAUAAUCCGUUGUGUCGCGCCUGUAUCACGAACCGUCAGAUGGCGAUUCUGGUACCGGCUCGGACGAACGGAGAACGGAUGUUGCUGCGGAUGCGGACUGGUACCGCGCAGUCGAUCCGCGAACUCGAAAGCUACCGCGAAGCUACGCGAGUCGACCUUUGACUGCGCUUUCCAUGAACUUUUGUGAGCCACUCGGUGGCGAAGAGCUCGCGACAGCUCCCUACAGAGAACAAUACGGAUGAGCAUCUUUAUUUCACCUGAAACGUUACCAGUCCUUUCGGAGUAAGGACCCGAUGAAGGAUCGCAUCAUGGGCCGCACAGGAUACACGUGCAUCAGGCACGUUUUCUGCUCCCUCAACGUUUUGAUCUGGUUAUGCGCUUGUGGAAUUUUGGGUGCGGGCCUUUGGCUGCGAUUGGCUUACUCCGGAUACGCGACCUUGGUGCCGCAGUACAGCUUCGUGUCGGCGGACUCGCUGCUGCUCGCCGCGGGAUGCGUCACAUUCGUCAUCGCCUUCUUCGGAUGCUGCGGCGCGUGGUUCCAGUCAAGAUGCAUGCUGAUCACGUAUUUCAGCCUGGUAAUACUCAUGUUUCUCGCCGAGUUCAUGCUGGGCACCUUGGCGUUCGUGUUCAGGGAACAUCUCGCGAGGAGCUUGAAGGCGGAACUAUUGUACGGCAUUGAGAAGCAUUACAAUAUUACGAGGGAACCGGGAACGCUUUCUGCCAUGUGGGACCAUAUACAUACGGAGUUUCAUUGCUGCGGUGUACGCGACUACACGGAUUGGUUCCAAAUCGAGGCGUGGCCCGAGGAGGAUCGGGUGCCGGAUUCCUGCUGCAUGCAGCGGGAACGAUACUGCGGUCGCCUGGAUUCGGAGGGUCGUAACAAGGAGCUCUGGUACAAGGAAGGAUGCGCGACCGCCAUUCAAAUGUGGCUGAUAACUAGACUCCAUAUAGUAGGCACGGUGGGCCUCGUCGUGGCCUUCCUCCAGUUGUUCGGCCAAGUGGCCAGCAUGAUUCUCUUCUGCACGGUCAAGCACAAAAGAUCUUCUCACACGUACAAGAGUUACGACACUACCAAUACCUAGAAUUUCAGAUCGAUCUUAGACGAAACCACUGUCUAAGAUCGAUAGUACUCUUCUUGCGAUUUUCCGAUUCCCGUUGCACGCAGCGGGAACGAAUUUUUCCGGGAUCCUCGUCGGUGUAUUGCUCCUUCUUUGAAGACUCUCACGGAGGAACUCACCGCGGCGAUUUCAUCAAUCGCGCCGAAUUCGCAAAUUCGAAUUUGUAGGAAUACGAACACAACGAACGAGACGACAGUUUAUUAAGAAAGAUUAGGAAAAGAAAACGUACGUUGUCGAUGAUUAUUGAACAUUUAUUUUAUAAAUACAUAUGAGACAAUUUAAGUAGAUAAAGAUAGUUGACCAAAAAGUUUCCGCUGUGUACCAAAAAAUAUGAUAGGUAUUUAAUUGAUGGAUUCUUUCUUCUUAGUCUGGAUCUUAACAAUGUUUCUCGCAAUCCCCAGUGAUUAUUACGACUUCUGAAUAGUUCCAAUCUUGUCAGCUGAUAAUUAUUUAUAUCUCUAACUUUCUUAAGAGAGCAUCAGAAAUGUAUGACUCGUCGACCAUUUUAAUGUUUAUAGAUAGAAAAAGAUUUUUAUAGAUCGUGUAAGCAAAAUCUGGCAACAGAAAAAUUGAUUUGAAUAUGAGGACAAAUUGUAAAUAACGAGGAUGAAGAUUAUGAUCGAUCAUCAAACCGUAAUUUUCUAGUGGGACAAGUUUAUCCUACUUUCUUAAUAAUAGAGAUAAUUUUAAUCGUUAUACUCGAUAUUCAUUUAUGUAUGCGAAUUAAUCAGUUACUAUUUUACAAUAAUUGUAAAAUCUUUGUUUUACAAUAAUUGUACGUCAUAUCGAUUUUCAACGUUAACAAUCGGGAGUAAUUAGAUAGAUAGCGUGCAUGAUUAUGUGAUUUAGUCCCGAGUACUCAAUAGAGAUUGUAGAUGAAAUUAUCUUCAUUAUAAGCAUGAAUAAUUUGUUAAGAUUUUUGUAUUCAAUAUAUAUUAUAUAUAGAUAAAUAUAUAAAUUUAGUAAAUUAAAAAUCGUUAUUCUUACAUGUUAUCUGACGAAGCAAUCGAUUAAUCAUAAGUUAAAGCGAUGUUAAAGUUUGUAUAAUGCAUCGAGAUAAUACGACGAUAGUGAUGUAUUACGUGUAUUGAACAAAUUAUUAUUAAUAAUAAAGAAUAUAUUUAUAUGUGAUAAAAAA
Messenger RNA from Temnothorax curvispinosus, 2452 nucleotides. It is a transcript of the gene Tsp5D, whose product is annotated as tetraspanin-9. The coding region runs from base 490 to 1278 and encodes 262 amino acids. Gene Ontology annotation, cellular component: membrane. The record is from RefSeq and is a predicted model, not a curated record. The transcript has 5 exons. Lineage: Eukaryota; Metazoa; Arthropoda; Insecta; Hymenoptera; Formicidae.